Messenger RNA from Lathyrus sativus (Indian pea), 396 nucleotides. Lineage: Eukaryota; Viridiplantae; Streptophyta; Magnoliopsida; Fabales; Fabaceae. The record is from the annotation of a GenBank genome assembly.
AUGUUUGGAACGGCGUUUAGAAAUGCAGCAAAGAAAUUGAAGCCAAAGAUGGGAGCGGUGACGCUGACAACGCCACCGGAACAGAGACAAACGAUAACCAGAACUCUCUUUGAUAUCGUCAAGGAGCAUGGUCCAAUCACAGUUUCUAACACAUGGGAACGCGUCAAGGAAGUUGGACUGAAAGAUUUGACAAGCAAGAAUCACAUGAAAGUAGUUUUGAGAUGGAUGAGAGAGAGACAAAAGCUUCGUCUUGUUUGCAACCAUGUAGGCGCUCAUAAACAGUUCCUCUAUACUACUUGGUUUACCAAACCAGGUACUGCUCAAGCUGCAAUAACAACGCCAACAACAACAACAGCGAGAAGCAUUCCUUCAAAGAAAAAGCUAGCACGAACUUGA